UGUGUAGCAAAGUUCAAUAGAUAUAUUUUUAGGAAAAUGGCAAUACCUUGCUAUCUCAAUGUCAUAAUAGAACGAACUUUGAUGUUAUUAUAAUAUGAUAUUUAUUUUGCAUUUUUGUUGAUCUAUAGAAAUUGCUUCUAAAAAUUUAAGCUAUUUUACGAACGAAAUAAAAAAUGGACGCAACAUAGUCAUAUAUUAGAAAUGGAAUUAAAUGGAAUGCAUGUAUGAGAUAUAUUGAAUACAUCAGGGAUAAAUUUUGAAGGCGAUUUUAUAACCCAAGUCAACAAUAUAUUGCAGUAUAUUAGAAUGAGUAAGGAGGAUGUUCAACAUAUGCAAAAUCUCUUUGAAGAAUUAGAAGACAUUUUUGAAAAAAUAUGGCAUGGUUGUCAGUUUGAAGUGUUCGGUUCAGUAGUAACGGGGCUGGCGCUGAAAAACAGCGAUCUGGACCUACUUUGUCAUCUUCGUCCUUGGUUCAACCAACCGAGAGCUGUUUAUGUUAUCCAAGCGAGGAAAAUUCUUAAAUCAUACAGCACGAGAUUUCGAAACGUAUUAGCUAUAACUAAAGCGAAAGUGCCCAUUGUAAAGUUCUACCACAUCCCGACCCAAAGACGUUGCGACCUCAGCUUCUCCGGCCCCCUGGCGGCGCACAACAGCCAGCUGCUGGAGUACUACAUGCUGAGCGACGAGCGCGUGCUGCAACUGGCCCUCAUUGUCAAAUACUGGUCCAAAAUACAUCACUUCACCGGGGAGAAUCUCAUGCCAAAUUACUGUUUGACGUUACUUGUUGUCUUUUAUUUGCAGCAGAAGAACAUUUUAUGUCCGUUCAUUUCUCUACAGCAAAAAGAUGACGUGAGAAUAGUUGACGUUUGGAAUACGGCAUUUACUAGAAUACCAAACAAAUGUGACACCACCGAGAGCUUGUAUUCGCUGCUAGGGGGAUUUUUUAAGUAUUACCAUAAUUUAAAAUUCGAUCAAUGUGUAAUAUCGUUGUAUACGGGACGACUAAUAGAGAGGGAAAAAUUUUCUGACAUACAAAGCGUGCCGCAAGAAUAUGAAUCGUAUUGUGCUAACGUCAGGUCGGAGCUUUGCCAGCCGAUUCGUCUGGACACGUGUAUGUGUGUACAGGAUCCGAUAACCCACAGCCGAAACUGUGCAGUCGCCGUGCAUCCCAAGUUGGCAGAAAGAAUAAUCGAUCUAUUUAAAAAUGCAGUGGAUUUAUAUGAUAAAGAGUCGAGCAAUAAUUUUCUUAGAAACUUAUUGUACACUGAAGAAUCUCCCACACCCACACAUAAACCGUUUUUCAGAAAAGAUGGCAACAAAAGCUUUGGAAUUACAAAACUGUCCAAGAGGAAUCAAAGAUCAAAUCAACGUGCUAGGAAUUGCAAAAGAAAAUUUAAUAAUAACAAAAAUCGGCUUAAUAAUCAACAAAUAACUAAUAAUUAACACUACCAAAUUAAAUGACUGAAUUGUGUAUUUUGCUUAAUGUGAUAUUAUAAAUAU
Messenger RNA from Zerene cesonia (dogface butterfly), 1500 nucleotides. It is a transcript of the gene mkg-p, whose product is annotated as terminal uridylyltransferase 4. The transcript has 4 exons. Gene Ontology annotation, molecular function: RNA uridylyltransferase activity. Lineage: Eukaryota; Metazoa; Arthropoda; Insecta; Lepidoptera; Pieridae. The record is from RefSeq and is a predicted model, not a curated record. The coding region runs from base 307 to 1443 and encodes 378 amino acids.